AUUUAUCCCGGGAGUGUUUAGGGAUGUUUUGCAUUUAAGCUGCACUCAAAAUCACUUAGAGAGUAGCCCGUCAGCUUCACCUCUGCGCAGAUUGUUCUUCCACACGUCAAAUACUUCAUAGAAACCGCGUGGGAUCAAGAAAGAGAAAAGAUAUGUGAAAAGAUACUUUAUCUGAAUUACUAUAAAUAGGCAAUCAUGGGGACUGUUGUUGAUGCUGCAAAUAAGGAAGCAAAUGGAAGUUCACACAUCAAUAAGAAGGUCAAAGUGGUCUUUGUUCUUGGGGGUCCUGGCAGUGGUAAGGGCACUCAGUGUGCAAAUAUUGUCAAACACUUUGGUUAUAGUCAUCUUAGUGCGGGUGAUCUUCUCCGAGCAGAGCGAGAUUCUGGUUCUGAAAAUGGGACAAUGAUUAAGAACAUGAUCAAGAAGGGAGAAAUUGUUCCCUCAGAGGUCACAAUUAAGCUUCUCCAACGAGCAAUGGAGGAAGACGGAAAUGACAAGUUUCUUAUUGAUGGUUUCCCCCGUAAUGAGGAAAAUCGAGCUGCAUUUGAAUCUGUUACUGGAAUCGAGCCGGAAUUCGUUCUUUUCUUUGAUUGUCCAGAGGAGGAAAUGGAGAAGCGCGUUUUGAAUAGGAACCAGAAUAGAGAUGAUGAUAAUAUCGAGACAAUAAGGAAGAGAUUCGAGGUCUACAUGGGAUCCACCCUCCCUAUAAUUGAAUACUACAAUUCUAAAGGGAAAGUCCAUAAGAUCGACGCUUCCAAGACAAUCGACCAAGUGUUUGAGGCAGUCAAAGAGGUUUUUAGCUCAUACGAAGACAAGGUAAAUCGACAUCAUAAUGCUUCCAAGAAACGCACUAAGCCCCUUCAAUAUAGAUGGAAAAGGAAAUCUGGACUUAGUGCACUGAAAUGCUGUUGGAUGAGGCGCAUAUUGCCUUGAUGACAAUUGGUUGCUGCUUGAAGAAGCUGUUUCACUCCUAGGUAUAAUUUCUUUCGUAAAAGUUCUACAUCCAUGGAGGAGAUUUUGAUUUUUCGCCUUUCUACCCGGAAACAUGACCGAAAUACUCAUAGGCGGAUGGUUUUUUGUGGUAAGUUGGAUACUUGAUUCAAGUGAUGCCCGAAUGAGUAUUGCAAACCUUUUAGCACGAAUCAGAUCAUCCAACCGAGAUCUAAACAAAUUACAUGACAAGUAAAUUAUAAUUGUCAUAUCAACUAUGUAUAAUUAGAAAGAAGGACGAGUUGUAUGGCAUGUGUGAUAAUACUUACUAAGUGAUUGGGGGGGGGGGGGGGGGG
Sesamum indicum (sesame) is the source of this 1286-nucleotide messenger RNA. Its product is annotated as UMP-CMP kinase 3. NCBI's taxonomy places the organism in Eukaryota, Viridiplantae, Streptophyta, Magnoliopsida, Lamiales, Pedaliaceae. The record is from RefSeq and is a predicted model, not a curated record. Gene Ontology annotation, molecular function: ATP binding. Gene Ontology annotation, biological process: 'de novo' pyrimidine nucleobase biosynthetic process; pyrimidine nucleotide biosynthetic process.